CUCGCCGCGUCUCUCUCUUGCUCGCUCACUGCGGCUGCGGGCUGCAUCCAUCGCGGAGGAAGCCGAAGAAGGGAGCCGGGAGUCGCAGUCCCAGCCCGCUUCGCUCCCGGGGCAGAUGCAGGCCAUCAAGUGUGUGGUGGUGGGAGACGGGGCUGUGGGGAAGACCUGUCUGCUAAUCAGCUACACGACCAAUGCCUUUCCUGGAGAAUAUAUCCCCACGGUGUUUGAUAAUUAUUCUGCCAAUGUCAUGGUGGAUGGAAAACCAGUAAAUCUGGGGCUGUGGGAUACAGCAGGACAAGAGGACUAUGACAGACUGCGACCUCUUUCCUACCCACAGACAGAUGUUUUCCUGAUCUGCUUCUCAUUAGUGAGCCCAGCCUCUUUUGAAAAUGUCCGAGCCAAGUGGUAUCCAGAGGUUCGACACCACUGCCCCAAUACCCCAAUCAUCUUGGUGGGCACCAAGCUGGACCUGAGGGAUGACAAGGACACCAUUGAGAGACUACGUGACAAGAAACUGGCCCCCAUCACCUACCCUCAAGGCCUAGCUAUGGCCCGGGAGAUUGGUUCAGUGAAAUAUCUAGAAUGCUCCGCCCUUACACAGCGAGGCCUCAAGACUGUCUUUGAUGAAGCCAUCCGUGCUGUGCUUUGUCCCCCACCUGUGAAGAAGCCUGGCAAGAAAUGCACUGUGUUCUAAGGGCAUAUGAGUUCAGCACGUUAAUGAGUGUCUUCUCCUUGUGCGUUCGAGGAGGGAGCAUUCUCUGGGUGUUCCCGCAAAGGGAGAGGCGGGGCCCUUCAUCAUGUACGAAGUCAGUGUUUUUUAAAUGUCUCUUUGAUUUAACGUCUGUGUCAAUGUAAAAAGGGCCGCAUGGGAGAAAGAAGAGAUUGAUGCUGUCCCACCCCAGGGUGCAACAGUGGGAGGGGCAUGCUCUCCAUGACUCCAUGCCAGGGGGUAGCGUGUGAAUGGAAAGAGCAGCCCUUUAUACUACUUCAGUUGGUGCUAAAGCACUGUGGUGGGGAUGGAAAGACAAAUGAGACACAGGUUGAAGGAACAUCCAUUAGUGCAAGACACUAGCUAAGCAGCUUUAGAUGGCACGGAGCUGUCUUUACCUUCCAGGGCAUCAGCUUGUGAGCUGCUCCGGAGCUGGUUUACUGACCAUCAGCCCACCCAAAUAUGGGGAGGAGGAAAGUCGCUUUACCUUGCCCUGUCUGGGCAGGACCGGGCUGUGUGGCAGGAGCCUAAGAUGAAAAAGGAAGCAGGCGGGAGGGUGAUGGCCAAUCCCUUCCUUUGGUCAGUUGCAAUGGAUUGGGGAUGGAGCAGGGAGAGCUUUGGAGGAGUCAGGGUGGAAACAGGUCCAGUUUUUAAUCAUCGUGUAGAGUGAUGAGCCAAACACUUCUUAUUUUAUACAAUAAAACAUUUCUCCAUAAGUAA
Molecule: messenger RNA, 1429 nt
Organism: Heteronotia binoei (common prickly gecko)
Lineage: Eukaryota; Metazoa; Chordata; Lepidosauria; Squamata; Gekkonidae
Gene: RAC3
Product: Rac family small GTPase 3
Exons: 6
Coding region: 116-694 (192 amino acids)
Biological process (GO): small GTPase-mediated signal transduction; motor neuron axon guidance; regulation of actin cytoskeleton organization
Cellular component (GO): cytoplasmic vesicle; cell projection; cytoskeleton
Molecular function (GO): protein kinase binding; GTPase activity; GTP binding
Source: RefSeq, a predicted model, not a curated record